This is a messenger RNA of Lolium rigidum, 2119 nucleotides long. RefSeq names its product probable serine/threonine-protein kinase cdc7. Gene Ontology annotation, biological process: mitotic DNA damage checkpoint signaling; protein phosphorylation. Bases 1 to 1995 code for a protein of 664 amino acids. Gene Ontology annotation, molecular function: protein serine/threonine kinase activity; ATP binding. The transcript has 14 exons. NCBI's taxonomy places the organism in Eukaryota, Viridiplantae, Streptophyta, Magnoliopsida, Poales, Poaceae. The record is from RefSeq and is a predicted model, not a curated record. Gene Ontology annotation, cellular component: nucleus.
AUGGAACCCGUCGGCGCCGGCGUCGGAUCGUGGGACACGGAGUUCGCGUGGCACCUCCUCACCGUGCUCCUCCGCAUCGGCCGCCCCGCCGCCGCCACCGAGUCUCCGCUCCGCUCCUCCGACGGCGUGGUGACUGUUUCGGAGACGGCCGCCGUGGCGUUCCUGAGAUUCAUGGGAUGCGAUGUGCCGGCGCGGCCUGUGGCGGGAUUGGGGGCCUCCGUUGCAGAUUCGGCAGAACAGGAGCAGCAGCAGCAGUCGCAGCAGCUGAUUGUGCAAACCUCUUCUUCAGUCGCUACUGGAGAGUCUCCUACUCACACCAAAGAAGAACCUGUAUUACAUGAAAUGAGAGAAACUUCAUGUCAACCAUCUCUGGACAAAAAAGUUGAGCCGGCAGCAUUGCCAGUAGAAGCGACGAGCUACGAUGGUGUUAACAAUAGCAACUUGAACAUUAUUGCUGAAAAUGUGGAAAUCACUGAUCAGAAUGGCAAUGAGCAGCCACAUAAUGAAGUGAGUACGGAUUUUCCAAAGGAGCAAGAUAAAAAGAUUGUGAAGCGCAAGAAAAAGGAUGCAGUACCCAACGAAGAUAAGGAUCAAGUUGCAGAUACUGCUCAAAAGGGUCAUUCAGAGCCAAACCCACUGCCUAGCUUCGAACAUUUUGUUGUAGAAGAGGAAGUAGGGUCAGGCCCUCGAGGAAAAGCUCAUUCACAUCUUGUUGACAAUGAACGAAAGAUGUUGGAACGAUUUGGAGGCAGGAACUUUGUGAUUAAAUUUGAAGGCUGUUUUAGGAGUGGUGACCUGGAUUGCUUUGUUCUACAACACGUAAAGCAUGACAGACCGGAGAAUCUGAAAAAAGUAAUAGAUUUGUUUGAGUUGCAGUGGUAUGCGUAUUGUCUGUUAAAAGCUCUUUCAAGCUUACAUAAACAGGAUCUUCACCAAAAGUUAUUGAGAAACAGUAAGUUGGAGGUAAUUUCACGCGGGAAGGAUAUCACAUCUCAAUCUUCAUUGAAGUCUGCUCUAGUGAUUCAUGACAACGAAGCAGCAGCUGGCUCAAAACAACCUCUUGGGUCCAAGAGGAAAAGAUCAAAUAAAAUCCCUGUGUGCAGCGACCCUAGGGUUGAUAAUAAGAGUAUGUAUGGUAGCCAAGCUGCUGAUCGAUCUGGUGUAAUCUCUGCCAAAGAUGCUACAAGCACGAAAGCAUCAUUGGACAGGUUAAAGCAGCCCCUAUACAAAGGGCAGAAAGACCUAAUGAACUUGAAUGAGGUGCAAAGUCCAAACCAAAAUACACCAGCAGCUCCAGUUUCCCAAAGGAAGAGGGUGGCUGCUCCUGUUGGUAGUGUGGAUCAGAAGCUAUUUGUACUCACGCCAAUGCCCCUGCGUUCUGGUGGUAGUGCUGUUGCCGGUUCUGGCUUGUUUAACAGCAAAGGACAUGGAAAGCAGCGAAGAGAAGGUCCAUGUGUCGGAACUAAAGGAUUCCGAGCUCCAGAGGUUCUUCUGAGAUCUUCUCAUCAGGGUUGUAAAGUCGAUGUCUGGUCUGCUGGUGUGACACUCCUGUAUUUGAUAACUGGCAAAACACCUUUUGGCGGAGACCCGGAACAGAACAUGAAGGAAAUAGUCAAGCUCAGAGGCAGCGAAGAAUUAUGGGAAGUAGCGAAAUUGCACAACUGUGAAUCUUCAUACCCAUCGGAGUUAUUCGAAGCCAAAUUUCUACAGUCGGUGGAUCUCAGGACAUGGUGCGUUGCCAACGCCCGCAGGCCAGAGUUCCUCAAGCAGUUACCUGACUCGCUGUUCGAUCUCGUGGACAAGUGCCUGGCAGUUAACCCGAGGUGCAGGAUCACUUCGGAGGAUGCUCUGUUGCACGAGUUCUUCACUCCAUGCCAUGAAAGCCUUAAGAGGCAGAAGAAAAGGCUCUUUAAGAUUAGAGGGUUAGCUGGAGAAGCUUCUCAACUUCCUCCUUGCUCACCGCGAGAUACUAUAGCUAAGGCGAGCAAGUCGUAGUGCUCGCCUCCGACAUUUUGACUUGUUAUAGCCUAUCUAAGCUGAUGCUGGCAACCGAGUGUGUGCCAACAGCCUGCCUAUUUACCCCCUCUUGUAAAUGCUGUACUUAGAAGUAUAAUGCAGU